This is a messenger RNA of Penicillium mononematosum, 204 nucleotides long. RefSeq lists its product as uncharacterized. The coding region runs from base 1 to 204 and encodes 67 amino acids. NCBI's taxonomy places the organism in Eukaryota, Fungi, Ascomycota, Eurotiomycetes, Eurotiales, Aspergillaceae. The record is from RefSeq and is a predicted model, not a curated record. The transcript has a single exon.
AUGACUGACAAUGCGUCUCUGGAGAACAGACCAUGCGGGUCUCCUUGGAUGGAACAACCCAAAAUCCGCCGCAGAAAGCCUCCCAGCCGACCCCCUGGUCAUUCAAACCACGUUUCUCAGCCGUGGUGGGACUGGGACUCGAUCCACUGGAAUCAGCUCGAUAGUGGGCCGACGCCUAAACGGCAAUAUCAUAUUGUCAAUUGA